AUGGGCAGACAUUAUUGGGAUGUGAGUUUUUUUUUGUUUCCAGUAGAAAAUUAAUGGCUGAAUUCCCUUUCAAAUUCAAAUAUGAAUCAUUCAGAUUCAAUCCGCUGCACUGGCAAUUAUCCACGCUGUAAUCUGUUGGGCUUGUUAUACCCACUACGAACAUGCUCUCGAAGAAAUCACCGCAUAUCAAUUGGCUAGAUUGAAGCAAGAUUUCACUGAAGAAACGAUUUAUAGCGAUUGGAAGUUGUAUACGAAUGUUUCGUGGAAUGCAAUGUGUAUUUCUUUUGCUCUGUGUAUGUUGUUGUUGUGUUAUGCAUUAUUGGAAAGUAAAGUUCUGGCGACUCUUAUUUUUUUGCUUUCGGUGAGUUUUUUUUUAACGUAUGCAUUCUUAUUAGAUAUUUCGGCCCCUAGUUGGGGUUAUUCGAAAAAUCAACUAGAAAAUCCUGAAUUCAAAAUCAUUAAUUUCUACGCAGACAAUCCAACAUUACUACAUAAAUCAAAUCAUCAACAUCUUGAUGUUCCGACACGAUGACACGAUUGCAACAAAUCUCGAAAAACCAAUUCAUCUGUUUGCUGCCCUAAGUUACAUUAAAUCCACUGAAAUCACAGUAAUGGGAUUGAUUUUUGCUCAAUUUGUCAGUGUUUUCACAUUUGGAGCAUUUACUUUUUUUUCUGCCAUGAAAUUGAAAAAAAUCAAAGAAGAAGAAGAAGAAUUGAAGAAUUUUGAUGAAAAAUCGGAAAAAUAUGACGAAAAUUCAAAUUUAGUGUACUCGAAUGAUUCUGAUUCUGAUUAG
Messenger RNA from Caenorhabditis angaria, 794 nucleotides. Lineage: Eukaryota; Metazoa; Nematoda; Chromadorea; Rhabditida; Rhabditidae. The record is from the annotation of a GenBank genome assembly.